This is a messenger RNA of Papaver somniferum (opium poppy), 1548 nucleotides long. Its product is annotated as glutamic acid-rich protein-like. NCBI's taxonomy places the organism in Eukaryota, Viridiplantae, Streptophyta, Magnoliopsida, Ranunculales, Papaveraceae. The transcript is spliced from 9 exons. The record is from RefSeq and is a predicted model, not a curated record. The coding region runs from base 1 to 1548 and encodes 515 amino acids.
AUGGCGAAAGGCAACAAAGUAGUUUCAAAGACAAACACACCAACAGUUGAAUUUUCAACAUCAACAGAAGAAGAAAAUCCAACAGUUGAAGCAGCAGAAAUCCAGAAAUCAACUUCACAAACAAUGAGAUCGAAGUCAACAUUGAAGGAUUCAAAAGAAAUUUCAUCCCCAACUGCAGAAGAAGAAAAUCAACAGCACCCAAAUCUAAGUGUUAGUGAUGUUAUGGUUAAUAGCAUGUUAAAUGUGUGUACUGAUACAAACAAACCUUAUAGAUCAGGUUUUAAUGCAAUCAACGAGUUUGUGAACAAGAACUUUGAAAAGGAUGGAGAAGUGCGUAAAAAGAGACGUGACAAAGUAUGGUUCACAGAAUUUCAAUUAGAGAAACAAAAGGAGAGUCGUUUUUGGCCUGUAGUAGAUGUCUUUGUUAACAAGAAAGCUGAAAACAAGGAGGAGGAAAACUCAGAAAAGAAACAGGAGAAGAAUAGAGAUCUGUGGUUCAAGAGUCCAGAAUCAAUCUUGAAGAUUGUGAACCAGUUCCGCCAUGAUCAUUCAGGAAAAAAUGUCUUUGUUUUCAAUACUGCUGAGGAGAAAAAGUUUGUGGAAGUAGAGAGUAUGCCCGAAGAUUUGUUCUUCAUUUUUGAAUUACAAAUGUAUUGGUUUUUUGAACACAACAACAGCAUGACGCCAAGCAAUGAACAAGGUUUUCCUAGGUUUCUAAGGUGGGUGAUAAGUGACAUCAGCAAUACAAUAGAUAAAGACAUUAAUGAAGCUAUGAAAAAGAUGCAACCUGGAUGGGUAAAACCUUGGAGUGAUGAGCAGCAAAAAGUUAUGGAAGAGUACAGGAAGAACAUGCAACAACAUAUCACAGAUGCACUGAAGGAAAAGCCGUACGAAGCACAACAUCAAAGAGAUAAAGCAUUGGAAGAGCUUUCAGACUUACAGGUUAAACAUCAAAAGCUUAUUAGCUUCAUUGAAGAAAAAGCCAAGAAAAUUUAUGAAGCUGAUCUGAGGAAUGUGCAAAAUGAUAAGGAUGUUGUUGAUUUAUUUGUUGAAACCUUGCAAGAAAUCAUUUCAUUAAACAAAAAAUUACAAAGUGAGGAUGAGCGUGAUGAUGAUGAGCAGGAGGAGGAGCAAGGUGAGACAAGUGGCAAAGAUGGUGAUGGGGAGGAGGAGGAGGAGGAAGGUCAGCAAGGCAAUAGAAGUGGCAAAGCUGAUGAUGUGGAUGACAGUGAUAAGGAUCAGGAGGAGGAGGAGGGUGAUGAGUAUGAGGAGGAUGGUGGUGGCAAAGGUGGUGAUGAGGAGGAUGGUGGUGGCAAAGGUGGUGAUGAUCAGCAGGAUGAGGAGGAGGGUGGUGGAAAAGGUGGUGAUAUUCAUGAUGAUGAUCUGCAAGGUGGCAAAGGUGGUGAUAUGCGCGGUGAUGACACUGACAAAGAGGGUAGCAAAGGUGGUGACUGCACUCCUCUGUCAAACACAAAUGAAGAGAAGGAUGGAAAAGAUGGAACAAGGCAAGGUGUUGAGUCUGAAACUGCUAAGAAGCCUAGAGGAUAA